UUUUUUUGCUAUGCUCGCCCCUUCCCUCUUCACUCCUCCUCAUUCAACUUUUUGCGAGCAAGAAAACUUUUCCUCUUAUCAUCAUUCCACCGGAAAGUCUCUUCAAUAAGCACCUACUAUCGGUAUCUCAAAGAACUCUGUCACUUCCUCUGCCUUUUUCUUUCUCAUGGACUUUUUUGCCAAUGCUUUUGUCACCCGCGACGUAGUCGACAAUGAAAAUGUCGUCGUCAAGGACGGGAUUCAGAUUCGCGAAAAGACCAUGGCUAUCUCGGACGACGUUGUCAAGUGCGAGGUAUGCGGGCUUGCCACAGCGAAGUACAAGUGCCCCGGAUGCUUCUGUCAGACCUGCUCGCUUCAGUGUUCAAAACAGCACAAGCUCGACACGACCUGCUCGGGCGCUCGUCCCAGGACCCAUUUUGUCGAGCGCAAGCAGUACAGCGAACAGGAUAUGAUGAGUGAUUACAACUUUCUGGAGGAAGUCGGUCGGACGGUCGACAAUGCCGCACGCCAGAAUUUAGAACUGGAAGCAGGACUACACCUUAACAAGAAACGCAACCUAGGCGCUAACAAUAACAACAAGCGAGCGCGCCAUCCACAUGAUAAUAAAGGAGGAUCAGAUAUUGCAUCGAUUACAGAAUUGUCGCUAACAGCGGCUCAGGAGUUGGAGAGACAGGUGCCCGAGAACAGUGGAACGUACAAGGACAAACAACUUAUUAUGCAGGCAAGGCGACGUGGGACACAGUUGAUCAGGAUGGCAGAAGGGCUCAAGAAGCGGAAAGAGAAUAACACCCAUUGGAGAGAUAAGCCUAGCAGGAUUCUCUGGACGAUCGAAUGGUUGUUCCCAAAGACGGAUUCACCAAGGCGCGUACUUGAGCAUAAAAAUGAAGAGUCCAGUACUCUCAAGGAUCUUUUGUCAGGAGCAUUGAGCAAGGAGGACAAGAAGGACUUGACGGAAAUAUACCAUCUGGACCAGCUGGACCAGUACCGUCUCUACUUUGUUAUCCCUCUGCGACAUGCCAAUAAACCGGCUCUGUAUCCUCUCAAGAACACCGACAGUCUACAGGAAGCACUCAAAUUCAAGAAGGUACUUGAAUACCCCACCAUUCUGGUGCUCGAACCUUCAUCAUUAGCAACCAUAUCAACAUCAAAGGAAACAGCAUUUGCAGAGGCAGUUAAAGAAUCGACCGAUACAGCAGCCAACGGCGAAACAAAGACAGAAAGUGUGCGCGCAAAUGUGUCUACAGAAUCAAUCUCGUCCUCAGAUACCGCAACUCAAGCCAACAUUUCGGAUCAAUCUCACCCGAUUUUGAAAAAGUAUUCGAUCGAAGAACCACCGACACAAUUUCCCAAGCGGAAUCCAGGACCGCAGCAAAAGCAGCAGAAUAAUAAGAGGCAUAAUGAUAGAACUACAGAAAGCGAUACUGCAAACAAGAAAGCAAAAGUCGAGGAGAAAGACGAGGAAGGUGAAGGCGAUAAUGACGAGGAAGAGGAUGAAGAGGAAGAAUCGUCGUCGGAUGACUCGAGUGACGAUUCAGACGACUCGGAUGAAGAUUCUAGUUCUGACGACUCUAGCGAUUCGGAUACUACUGGCGCGGAAGCUGAAGAUGCUGAUGCAAGUCCAGACGAUGAUUCUGGGGUUCCAACCACUGGUACCGAGGGCGAUGUCGACGCCGAUAAUGAACCAAAUAUGGAGGUCGGACAGGCUAUCUUGGAAGCAUUCAACCAGGACUUUGGUCAGGCCAAGUAAACGCAGAACUGAUCGAAUAAUAAAAACAUUAAUUAACCUUGUUGUGGAGUGACUUUUGG
Gamsiella multidivaricata is the source of this 1806-nucleotide messenger RNA. RefSeq lists its product as uncharacterized. Gene Ontology annotation, biological process: maturation of LSU-rRNA from tricistronic rRNA transcript (SSU-rRNA, 5.8S rRNA, LSU-rRNA); box C/D snoRNP assembly; snoRNA localization. The transcript is spliced from 4 exons. Lineage: Eukaryota; Fungi; Mortierellomycota; Mortierellomycetes; Mortierellales; Mortierellaceae. Gene Ontology annotation, cellular component: nucleus; pre-snoRNP complex. Bases 167 to 1747 code for a protein of 526 amino acids. The record is from RefSeq and is a predicted model, not a curated record.